UAAUAGUCAAAUUGCCGGGUAGCCAAAAGGCGGGCCGGACGGAUUCGAACUCUCCGCUUUUCUCAAUCCUGCCCUUUUCCUCCUUCCCGCUGUUUGCUCUCUCUCUCUCUCUCCUCUUGUUUUUUCAAUUUGCUCAAACCCUUCUCUGGAAUCCGUGCCUCCCUCCCUUUUCCCUUUCUCUCCAGAAGGAAAAGGAAAAGCUGGCGAUGAUGGCGAAUCCGAGCGAUGAUCCGAGCCGCGCACACCAUCCUUCGCAAUUUCAGUUUCAGCUGCUCCAUUCUCAUUCACAGUCUCUAAGCACCGAAAGCAAUCAAAAUCAGAACCAGUCGUUGUCUUAUGGCAAACGAAUGUUUCCUACACAAUUAGGGAGGCCACCUCUCCUCUUCUCCUCUUUUGAUCACACUAAUACUCGUCUCGUCCACUCCCAGUUGAAGCAAACGAAAGAAAGAGAGAAUGUCGAGGCUCAGACAAGUGGAAGAGCAGACGUUUCUGGUCAUGGAAAAGUCGUUAAACAUCCUUUCCUUAACCCCGAGCUUCACAACGGUGGUAAGCAUAAUAGCAAAGCAAAGACUAAGAAGAAUGCCAAGUCUGGAGCUCAGAAAUCAAAUGCCGAGUUGCCCAAUGGACUGAAUGUGGCUGGUAACUGUCGAUAUGACAGUUCUUUAGGCUUGUUGACAAAGAAGUUUGUGAACUUGAUCAUGGAGGCCAAGGAUGGAACCCUUGAUUUGAAUCAUACUGCUGAAGUGUUAGAGGUCCAAAAGAGAAGGAUAUAUGAUAUCACAAAUGUUCUUGAAGGAAUUGGAUUGAUAGAGAAAACUUCGAAGAACCACAUAUGUUGGAGGAGAUCUGAUGAUAUGGGGUCAAAGGAGUUGGCUGAUCAAGUUACUAGGUUAAAGGUUGAGAUUCAAAGUUUAUAUGCUGAAGAAUGCAGGCUUGAUGAGUACAUAAGAGAAAAGCAAGGGAGUCUGAGGUCUCUGGAUGAAGAUGCAAAUUAUCAAAAGUGUCUUUUUUUGACGGAGGAAGACAUAAUGAGCCUUCCAUGCUUCCAGAAUCAAACAGUUUUUGCAAUUAAAGCUCCCGACAAUACUUAUAUUGAAGUUCCUGAUCCUGAUGAGGAUAUUGGUUAUCAACAAAGGCAGUAUAAAAUGAUUGUCAGAAGUCAUAACGGACCAAUUGAUCUGUACCUCCUGAGCAAAUAUGAAGGUCAAGUUGAGGAUAUAACUGUCAAACCGGAUAAAUCGGUGGAUGCAUCUUGUAGUUAUGGUCUGUGUGGAGUGCAAUGUCCAGAGCUGUCUUCAGAAGACAAAGCUAGUCAAAACAACUCUUCUAAAACAGUCGAUUUGCUUUGCCCUGAGGCAUAUGGGAUUCGGAAGAUAAUUCCUUCAGUCAGUGAUCAGAUUGAUGAUGAUUACUGGUUCCUGUCAGACCCUGGAGUCAGCGUCACGGACUUGUGGGAUACAUAGAACUUAGGAGCUUUUAACCAUUCAUGUUUCACUACAAUCAGAAUGGUUUAAUGGUCUAUCUGACAAAACCAGUGAAUACUAAUCUGUUCUUCUCUAUAACUUAACUGAAGAAGAGAUUCCAUCGUGUUAGAGGAUCUCUUUCAAGAUGAAUGCACUAACUAUAAUGCAGCAAAUUUUAAGCUCCUUUCCAAUUGUAAAUGAGAGGCAGGUAGUUUACAUUGAACAUGAUAUUACUGGUAUUGUUACUAGGCCAAAUUUCUGAGGUGUUAAUUUCAUAGCUAGAGCUUUCUUCUUUAAAGAAAGUGAUAAUUCUCGAGCCGAAGGUCCCUGGUAAUCUUCUGCAACGUCCCAGCAUGCAUGGACAGGCAGAAGAGAGUUGGAUUUAAAAACCCAAUAGAGGGAAAAACGGAAAUCCCGAAAGGAGGCCCAAAAGAGUGUGUGCAUAUUUGUAAUUACAAACCACCAAAGUGGGUCAGCCCGGAAGAGAAUUGGAUUCGAAAGCCCAAUAAUAGGCCAACAAAAGGCCCAGGAUACGUGGAAAAGCAAUCGGAGAGCCCAAUAAGGAAACAGAAUAAAAAAAUGUUUAUCGUCUUUGUUACGAUCUUCUCAUUUUUCUUCUUCUCUCCUCGGUUUUAGGAAGAGCUGGUGACAAUCUUUUUCAUCCACUUUUGCCUUAAUCAUCUGAAUCUUCACUGGAUUCCCUGAAGAUCGCAUACUCAGGUAAGAAACUGUAGUUUAACGGGCUUUAUGUUAAUUUCAGGAUUCACAUCCGUACGAUACUGAUAAAAUCCAAUUGGGAUUUCGGUUUGAAGUAAUCGUGCUUCAUGCUCAAAACUACUACCGACGUACAAAACAUUUGUUUUGUUGAAUUGGUGUUUGAUGACUGCAUUUACCUGGGUUUACAUGUAAUUUAAUUUUACAAAUGAUUAUUCUAAUCCAACUUAAUUACCAUUUGGUUCAAUAUUUGUUAAUCAUUUGUAAUAUCUCUCUCUUUUUCUCCAUUGGUUAUUCUUUAUAAUUUUAGUAUUAGGAGCAUGAUCAACAGUGUUUGUGUACAUUUAUCUUCAUCUUUUUUCUUUUUUUUUUGCAUUUGGGACUUAAAAAAUUUACAUAAAUGAUAUAGAAAAGUAUAUUAGAAUGUACCAUUUGCUGAAGGGUACACAACUAUGAAGCAAUGUAAUUAUUAUGCUUAAAAUUUCUGGACGACUAAAGCACCACCAUUUUGUUUUAUCUAUGUGAAGCAGUAAGUUUUGACAUUGUUUCUGGUAAGCACCUUAAGCAAUGAAUUGAAAUUUCAUGGCUUUAUCAGUGAGGUAGUUUGUAGUAUU
This is a messenger RNA of Durio zibethinus, 2791 nucleotides long. NCBI's taxonomy places the organism in Eukaryota, Viridiplantae, Streptophyta, Magnoliopsida, Malvales, Malvaceae. The record is from RefSeq and is a predicted model, not a curated record.